Molecule: messenger RNA, 1553 nt
Organism: Colletotrichum destructivum
Lineage: Eukaryota; Fungi; Ascomycota; Sordariomycetes; Glomerellales; Glomerellaceae
Product: Putative nitrilase/cyanide hydratase, carbon-nitrogen hydrolase
Exons: 1
Coding region: 197-1141 (314 amino acids)
Molecular function (GO): catalytic activity
Source: RefSeq, a predicted model, not a curated record
GAUAUCGUCAAAGACCGAUCAAAGACCGGUCGAAGACCGUUCAAAAGCCGGCCAAUGACGGAAUGGCCCAGCACGCAACUGUGAUAUAAGUAUUUGGCAGUGCAAGCCUCCCAAUCGUGUCUUUCUCUGUUCAAAAACCUGCUAAUAACCGACUGAAUUGUAAUCGAUCAACCCUGCAAACUUCCACCUUUUCAGAAUGGUCAAGCUCGCCGCCGUUGAAGCCGCUCCGGUGUUCCUGAACAAGAGCGCCACGACCAAAAAGGUAUGCGACCUAAUCCUCGAGGCCGGCUCCAAAGGCGCAGAUGUCAUUGGGUUCCCCGAAUGUUUCAUUUCCGGAUACCCCGGCUGGCAUGCGCUGAUCUCUCCGACCAACCCGCUCGUGCAAUCGCUCUCCCUGAGGCUCUUCGAGUCCGCCGUCGAGGUCCCCGGCCCGGAGGUCGACGCCAUAUCGGAAGCGUGCAAGAAGGCCAACAUUUACGCCGUCGUGGGCAUCAACGAACGCCGCGCCAACACCACGGGCACGCUGUUCAACACGCAGCUCAUCUUCGGACGCGACGGGACACUCCUCCACAAGCAUCAAAAGUACAUCCCCACGGUUGGAGAGCGGCUGAUCCACGCGCCCGGCCACACCGGCAGCAAGGCGUCGGCAACGACGGACUUCGGCGCCGUGAGCGGCUUGAUCUGCGGCGAGAACGGAAACCCGCUCGCGCAGUACUCGCUGGGGCUGGAUUACCCCUCCGUGCAUGUGGCGUCCUGGCCGCACUUCUUCAGCAUCGACCACGACAUGAGCGACGCGAUCGAGGUUGCAGGCAAGGCCGUCGCCUUCUCGGUGGGCGCGUUCGUCAUCAACUCGGCAGGCCUUGUGGGAGACGAGGAGCUGGAAGCAUACGGGACCGAGGGGGAGGUCCGGGACUUUCUGCUGGGCGAGAGAAGGAAGAGGAGGGCUACAAUCUACGGGCCCGGCGGCUUCGUCGUUGCAGGCCCGCUCGAGGAGGGUUCGGACAAGGAGAUUCUGUAUGCCGAUGUCGAUCUGCAGGUUGUCAAAGCGGUCAAGUUCCCAUUCGACUAUGCCGGGCAUUACCAAAGGCCGGCGAUUUUUGCGCAUCACUUCAAGACGUACCUCGACAGUCCUGAACUGUAAUGUGUUAAGUAGUCGAUGGGGCUUAGCAGUUGUCAUUUCCAUUCACACCAACACCAUAUGCAGCCACUCACCAAGACUUUCUUCGUUCGUUUACCAUAGGUAUAAUUAGUCUUGCACAACCUACUGUCUACAAGAAAGUCGCCCGGAAACAGGCUGUAGUUGGACAUAUUGGCUUCAUGUCGAGUUAUGCACACAGAAACGCAAGGGACCGACUUCCUGUUAUGUAUAGGAAGCUGCUGAUCCUCUAUUCUUAGUCUACUAUAGCUCAAAUAUUGAGAGCUUUAUCCCAAGAGUAAACAGCAUCAUGUUGCAGUGUCGACCUCGGGUGGGCGGACUGGUUGCUAUUGGUUCAGAUUCCUCCCUGGCGCACCUCAAACCACCACAAAACAGACGACUCAAGACCCCCGUUUCC